ACGCAAUCGAACCAUCCAAGAGCCGACAUGUGCCUCCUUCAGCAGAAAAGCAAGUCCGAGCAGGAGCAGAGUCCUGGCCAGGAGCUGCCUCGUUCACCCACCGCCGCAUACGCCAUGUUCUUGCACCGCGAGGAGCUGAGACGCCGCAAGGUCCAUUCUUCGAGGGCUUCCGUGACCAAGAUUCAUCUGACCACCGAGCUAAUCGCCAGGACUAAGCAGAACAUCAGGCAGUGCAGCUUCGAGGAUCUAGAAAUCCUUGCCCGGGAGACGCUCUUCAAGAAGAGCCUGCAGCGCCACCUCCACUACAGACGCAUGCAGAUGCAACAAUGGAUGAUGAACAAGAAGAAAACACUCCCGAAAGAAAAUAAAUAA
Molecule: messenger RNA, 372 nt
Organism: Drosophila bipectinata
Lineage: Eukaryota; Metazoa; Arthropoda; Insecta; Diptera; Drosophilidae
Source: RefSeq, a predicted model, not a curated record